Molecule: messenger RNA, 225 nt
Organism: Ostreococcus lucimarinus CCE9901
Lineage: Eukaryota; Viridiplantae; Chlorophyta; Mamiellophyceae; Mamiellales; Bathycoccaceae
Exons: 1
Molecular function (GO): protein binding
Source: RefSeq, a predicted model, not a curated record
UUGACUAAGCUUUCGCCGGACAUCAGUCGAAUGACUGGCUUGCUCACGCUCAUCAUCAGCGGCAACGGUUUGGUCGAGCUGCCCGAAAGCAUCGGCAAGUUGAAAAACUUGAAGGUCCUUGAGGCUGAAAAUAACGAUCUCGUGAGUUUACCGGCGAGCUUAGCGCAGUGCAAGAACUUGGAGAUUUUGCGCGUGUCUGGUAACAAGAUCAAAUCGCUCGCUCCG